Molecule: messenger RNA, 1008 nt
Organism: Fraxinus pennsylvanica
Lineage: Eukaryota; Viridiplantae; Streptophyta; Magnoliopsida; Lamiales; Oleaceae
Source: the annotation of a GenBank genome assembly
AUGCUUGUAGGUGCAGCUUGUUUGGGUUUUAUCCUUAUUUACAACAAUAAGAUCACAAAUUUCCGUCGAGUUCACAAUGCAGCAGGGCUGAAUUUGCAGUGUUUUACUUAUAAAGAACUUGCACAAGCCACAGAUGGGUUCAAGGAAGAACUGGGUAGAGGUGCUUUUGGAAUUGUCUACAAAGGAGUAAUGCCAAUGGGUUCCAUAACCACCAUUGCAGUAAAGAAGCUGGAUAGAGUGGCUCAAGAUACUGAAAAAGAAUUCAGAACAGAAGUGAAUGUGAUAGGUCAGACUCAUCAUAAGAAUUUGGUCCGCCUGCUUGGAUUUUGCGAUGAGGGGCCUCAUCGGUUGUUGGUUUAUGAGUACAUGAACAAUGGAACUGUAGCAAGCUUUCUUUUUGGUGAUCUGAAACCAAAUUGGAAUCAGAGGACUCAAAUUGCAAUGGGGAUAACCAGGGGACUAGCGUAUCUACACGAAGAAUGCAGCACCCAAAUCAUCCACUGUGACAUCAAGCCUCAGAACAUACUUCUAGAUGAAUAUUACAAUGCUCGGAUUUCGGACUUUGGAUUGGCAAAACUUCUGAUGAUCAAUCAGAGUCGUACCCUCACUAAUAUCAGAGGUACAAAAGGCUAUGUUGCACCUGAAUGGUUUAGAAACACCCAAGUCACCACAAAGGUAGAUGUUUAUAGCUUCGGCGUUUUACUACUAGAGAUCAUUACAUGCAGAAAAAGCCUGGCGGAUUUGGAAUUUGGAGAUGGAGAAAAUCCAAUUCUUACUGAUUGGGUUUGGGACUGCUUUCGGGAAGGAAGACUAGAUACUUUGGUUGAAAAUGAUACAGAAGCCUUAACUGACAAGAAAAGACUAGAAAGGUUCGUGAAGGUUGGCAUCUGGUGCAUUCAAGAAGAUUCAUCUCUGAGGCCAACCAUGAGAAAGGCCUGCCAAAUGCUUGAAGGAAUUCUUGAAGUUAAAUUUCCCCCUUGUCCAUCUCCUUUCACCUCUACUGGUUAA